This is a messenger RNA of Macrosiphum euphorbiae (potato aphid), 1074 nucleotides long. The record is from the annotation of a GenBank genome assembly. NCBI's taxonomy places the organism in Eukaryota, Metazoa, Arthropoda, Insecta, Hemiptera, Aphididae.
AUGAUGGGUAGCAUACUCGCGCGAUUUAAAAAAAAAAAAGAUACAAAAGCAGUUUUGGAAUCAUUAGAAGAUGAAAUUAUGUAUAUCGAAAACAUGACUUCAAAUACUUCACCGAUAAAUUAUUAUAAAAUAGUGUUCCAUUCAGCUCUCAUGUAUGGAUUUAUUUAUAUACUUUUUUAUUUUGGUAUAAUUCCUUAUGAACUGUUCAAAAAUAACUAUAUCAUGGCUGUUUUUGCAGCAUAUCCAAUCAUAGCUCUUUACUAUUAUAAAUUUGAUGUUUGGUAUUAUAAUCGAAAAAUAGUAACAUAUAAAAAAAAAUUAAUAGAAUUAAAAUCUGUAAAGAAAAAACUACUUGAUGAGGUAAUGGAAAAAGAAACAUUUAAAGUAGCGAAAGAAAUUUUAGAAAAAUAUGCUCCUCAUCAACUUCAAUCCAUGACCUCUCAAAACUUUAUUAAUCAAAGAGCACUUCCGUCUACAAGCAAUAGGCCAACCUAUGGUUCUUCUGGUAGACCAUUGGUUAGGGCAUCGGAUAUGGGUCAUCCACCAUCAAUAAUGUCAUCAGCACUUAAGCCAAGGUUAGCUCUUCCAAGGCCAGUACUCUCAAGGGAUCGUACAAUAUUUGAUCGUUUAGCUGAUAAAGUUCUUGGUGAUGGACCUCAAAAUCGAUAUGCAUUAAUUUGUAGAACAUGUGGUUCUCAUAAUGGAAUGGCUCGUAAAGAAGAAUUUGACUUCUUAGCAUACAGAUGUGCAUAUUGUUCUCAAUGGAAUCCAUCUCUUAAGCCUAGACCUCAGUUGGCAAUUAGUUAUGACAACAAUGCAUUAACGCAAAACGGCUGUGUUACAUCUACUGAAUCUAUAGAAGAAAUAAAUGAUGAAAUAUCAAAAAGUGAUUCAGACACAAAUGAGAGUGAACAUUCUGAGCAUAAACAUAACCAUUUAAUAAUUAAUGAUUCCGGUCCCACGAUUGAAGAAGUGGAGGAUCCACCAUCAUCAUCACAUAAUUCAAAUUCUAAAACUGAAGACCAAGUAGAAUUAAAAGAUAACUAUACAUCAGUAGCUGAAGAAUCGUUAUAA